AUGGAGUUCACUCCUCCCCCAACCCCACUAUGUAGCCUCUCCCCCAUCCUACCUCUCCCCCAUCCUACCUCUCCCCCAUCCUACCUCUCCCCCAUCCUACCUCUCCCCCAUCCUACCUCUCCCCCAUCCUACCUCUCCCCCAUCCUACCUCUCCCCCAUCCUACCUCUCCCCCAUCCUACCUCUCCCCCAUCCUACCUCUCCCCCAUCCUACCUCUCCCCCAUCCUACCUCUCCCCCAUCCUACCUCUCCCCCAUCCUACCUCUCCCCCAUCCUACCUCUCCCCCAUCCUACCUCUCCCCCAUCCUACCUCUCCCCCAUCCUACCUCUCCCCCAUCCUACCUCUCCCCCAUCCUACCUCUCCCCCAUCCUACCUCUCCCCCAUCCUACCUCUCCCCCAUCCUACCUCUCCCCCAUCCUACCUCUCCCCCAUCCUACCUCUCCCCCAUCCUACCUCUCCCCCAUCCUACCUCUCCCCCAUCCUACCUCUCCCCCAUCCUACCUCUCCCCCAUCCUACCUCUCCCCCAUCCUACCUCUCCCCCAUCCUACCUCUCCCCCAUCCUACCUCUCCCCCAUCCUACCUCUCCCCCAUCCUACCUCUCCCCCAUCCUACCUCUCCCCCAUCCUACCUCUCCCCCAUCCUACCUCUCCCCCAUCCUACCUCUCCCCCAUCCUACCUCUCCCCCAUCCUACCUCUCCCCCAUCCUACCUCUCCCCCAUCCUACCUCUCCCCCAUCCUACCUCUCCCCCAUCCUACCUCUCCCCCAUCCUACCUCUCCCCCAUCCUACCUCUCCCCCAUCCUACCUCUCCCCCAUCCUACCUCUCCCCCAUCCUACCUCUCCCCCAUCCUACCUCCCCCCAUCCUACCUCUCCCUCACCCCCCACUUCUCUCCCCUCCUACCGUCAGUGCCCCAUCCCAUCUACCCACUACCUCCUCCCCCCUCCCCCCCACCACACUCUUCCCCCCACCUCCCAUUCCCCCUUUCCGCACCUUCCUGCUGUUUUGCCAUGGCUUCCACUGCAACGCGCGAGGCAUCAAUGCGGGCAAGGGCGGUGCGCAGCGAGGCGAGGGAGUCGCCGAGCAUCUUCACCUCGCCCUCCACCUGCUCGCGGAUCUGCCGCACCUGCUCCACCGGCAGGCGCGGAAUGUCCUUCACCGAUAUCUGUGAGCAGGGCGAGGAGUGGGGUGGGGUGGAACAGGGGCGGGGAACGCAGUGGGGCACGAUGGCAUGGCUUCACCUCGCCCUCCACCUGCUCUCGAAUCUGCCGCACCUGCUCCACUGGCAGACGGGGGAUGUCCUUUAUCGAUAUCUGCGAGGAGUGUCUGUUACCGAUAUCUGCAUGCGCCGUGGGAGGGAGUGGGGCGCAAUGGGGGGAGGGGAGCGGGCAGUGGGGCGUGGCGUUGGCAGGGCAUCACUGCUCUGCUCCACCAGCACGCGCGAUGUCGUUCAUCGGUACAUGCGGUGGGAAUGGGGUGCAGUGGGGAAGGGAAUGGGGCGCAAUGGGGGGAAGGGGGCGGGCAGUAGGGCAUGGGACAACAGGGCAUCAAUGCUCUGCUCCACCGGCACGCGCGGGAUGUCAUUCAGCGGUACAUGCGGUGGGGAUGGGGUGCAACGGCAGGGCGGAGGGGCGUAUCGGAUCGAUGGCGUGCGACGGCGAUGCGCGCUCGGCGGAAAUUGCGGGAUGGCCUUCAGCGCCACGUGCGCGCACGGCGAGGCGUCGUGGGCCGACGCGGGGGGACGUCGGGCGCGGGAUGCGAUGGGACGGAACGGCAGGGUAUGCGAUCUUACGGGAUAG
Messenger RNA from Closterium sp. Naga37s-1, 1797 nucleotides. The record is from the annotation of a GenBank genome assembly. Lineage: Eukaryota; Viridiplantae; Streptophyta; Zygnematophyceae; Desmidiales; Closteriaceae.